ACAUGUGGUAUUUUCUCAGAUUCUUCUCCAGCGGGCUGAUAAAGGUCUUAUCACACAUUCUCUGCAAGAGUGGCAGAACUUUGACCUGGUCAGAAGACCUUCAUCUCAGCUCCUCCUCCUCCUCCUCCUCCUCCUCAGACCAAUCCGAAAAGAGCUUGUGUCUCUUUGGCUUUGCAAAUUUAAGGAGAGAGUGAGAGGAGCUACGCUGAAAGAUUUUCCACCAUGAACCGGGCCUGGGCUGUGUUCAAGGCCCAUCCGUACAUCAGUAACGUCCUGGGAUACACAACGCUGUUUGCCUCUGCUGACCUGAUACAACAGAGCGUGCUGGGUGGGAAACACACUGCAGGAUCCACAGCAGAGGAUUCAGCCGGCGUUGACUGGCGUCAGACAGCUAAAGUGGCGACUGUCGGCUUCUGUUUCCAUGCCAACUUCAACUACCACUGGCUCAGAGGGCUGGAGAGGAUGCUGCCGGGAGGCGGAGUAAAGGCAGUGACAGGGAAGGUGGUGGUGGAUCAGCUGAUCGCAGCUCCCCUCACCAUCAGUGCCUUUUAUAUUGGUUUAAGUUUACUAGAACACAAAGAUGACCUGCUUGAAGACUGGAGACAGAAAUUCUGGACUUCUUACAAGACUGGAGUGGUAUUUUGGUCAACAAUGCAGGCAGUGAACUUUGCCCUGGUCCCCCCUGUGGCACGGACAGUGUUUCUGGGAGGCAUCGCACUGGUUUUCACAAUCUUCCUGUGUCACCUCAGACAGCAGCGCGGCCACAAACUCGAAUAAACUUGAGAUCCGGCUCCAUGAUGCAAGUUUUUGUACUGAAUGACUAUUAUUUCAAAAGUAUUAUUUUUGUGUGCAAAUCAUGUGAAAACAACAAAUAAUGACAUAAGAUGAGGCUUCUUUAAGGGCAGAAUUCAGCUGCAGAGUCAAUAGAUUUACUGAUGAAACAGAUGAUUCCUAAAUAAGAUAUGCAAAUGUGAAUUACAAUGAUGUGCCUGAGUUUAAUCCUUUUAGUCCUGGUGAUACUCAUGUUGUUGUAAUCUUUUCAUAUACUGGAAUAACUGAUGUUGAUGUUGCUAUACAUUUUUUAACCAAUAAAAAAAGGCAAUUCUUUAAUUUGUUGUUUUCGUUUCAAACAUUUUAUCAAGAUUAAAAUUGUACAAUCAUG
Molecule: messenger RNA, 1162 nt
Organism: Siniperca chuatsi (mandarin fish)
Lineage: Eukaryota; Metazoa; Chordata; Actinopteri; Centrarchiformes; Sinipercidae
Exons: 5
Coding region: 223-777 (184 amino acids)
Cellular component (GO): membrane; cytoplasm
Source: RefSeq, a predicted model, not a curated record